AUGUCCCUCAAAAACCCCACCGCAAUCCUUAUUAUCCACGGAGGCUAUUUUCUCCCCACAGCCUGGGACACAUUCAGUGCCCGGCUCACACAAUCGGGUCUCACAGUCCGCUGUCCACGUCUCCCAAGCUGCGGCGACAAACGACCCCCAACGGCCACACUGAAAGAAGAUGUCACCGCCGCCCGCAAAGCAGCGAAAGACCUCAUCGACACUGGACACAUCGUAAUCGUCCUAGCCCAUGGCUACGGCGGAAUUGUUGCCUCGGAUGCCCUCACACCAGACCUCUACGCCAACGAAACCAGUAACGGCAUCGUCUACCUCAUCCUGCUAAGCGCCUGGCUCGUCCAACGCGGCUCCUCCAUUGAACAAGUGGUAUCGAAGAACGGACUUGAAUUUAAAGGAGAUAUCUUCGUGAAAGAGGACGGAGUAGUGUUUUGCAAGAAUGCUGCUGAGACGUUCUACAAUGAUAUCGACUCCGCAACUGCGGCGGAGCUGGCAAAGGGCAAUGUUACGCAAAAUUGGGCUGCUGCGACAGGGAGCGUGAGCGAGGCGCCAUGGAGGGAUUUGCCGACUACUUAUGUCUAUUGUACUAAGGAUCUGGCUAUUAUGUUGCCUCUUCAGAAGAUGAUGGUUGAAGAUGCUGUAGCCUCUGCUGACGGUGCGGUGGAAUUCGUGACGGAGGAUCUUGAUUCGGGACAUUGUCCGUUUCUGAGUAUGCCGGAUGAGUUGGCUAAUAUUGUGAAGCGGGUGCUUAUUAAAGUGGAUUAG
Penicillium atrosanguineum is the source of this 768-nucleotide messenger RNA. RefSeq names its product alpha/beta hydrolase. Lineage: Eukaryota; Fungi; Ascomycota; Eurotiomycetes; Eurotiales; Aspergillaceae. The transcript has a single exon. Bases 1 to 768 code for a protein of 255 amino acids. The record is from RefSeq and is a predicted model, not a curated record.